Messenger RNA from Cuscuta campestris, 954 nucleotides. The record is from the annotation of a GenBank genome assembly. NCBI's taxonomy places the organism in Eukaryota, Viridiplantae, Streptophyta, Magnoliopsida, Solanales, Convolvulaceae.
GACGUGUUACCCUGCCGCGCGAGUCCACUUUACAAUAAAUAACCCUCAUCGUCUUCCUUUCCUUCCCUAUUCCGUAGCUAUCUGUUUCUGUCCCCUUCGGAUUUCCCUAGAGAGAGCGAGCGAGCGAGCGAGAGAGAGAGGCCCGAGGCUAACUAAAUCCAUGGCUUUCUUGUCAUUCAUCGGGAGGCUUCUCUUCGUCUCCGCCUUCAUCCUCUCGGCUUACCAAGAGUUUAGUGAAUUUGGCACUAAUGGUGGGCCAGCUGCAAAAACUUUAAACUCCAAAUUCAAUGUGUUUACUAAAAAUGUAGCAGCACACACUAGCAUUAAAGUUCCCCAUGUUGAGGCGAAGCAUCUUGUUUUGGGCUUUCUCCUUAUGAAGGGGCUUGGAAGCCUUCUCUUUGUCUUUGGAAGCUCUCUAGGAGCCUAUAUUCUGCUUGUGCAUCAGAUUGUUGUUACCCCGAUUCUCUAUGACUUUUACAAUUAUGAUGCCGACAAGAAAGAAUUUGCUCAACUUUUCAUCAAGUUUUCACAGGGUUUGCAGCUGCUCGGGGGACUGUUGUUCUUCAUUGGCAUGAAGAAUUCGAUUCCCAGGAGAACAGUAGUGAAGAAGAAGGCUUCCAAGUCGAAAACCAAUUGAGGAAUUAUAGGUUUGGAAUUUUUAUGUGCGCUAAAUUAACGUGUUUUCAAUUGUUACAUGGACCAUGUUUUGUAAGCUUUUUAUUUUGGUUUGCUCUACUUGGGAGCUUUGAAUUCCAUCUCCUGGUCAGACGUUUUAUCACUUUUGAUGAGAUUUUUUUUUCUUUUUGAAUUUUAAUUGGUAUUAAAUUUACAAAAGGAGCAGGUGGAAGUUUAAUUGCCAUUAAUAUUUGAUAUCUUAGAAGUUGAAUUUUCGUUAAAAUAGUGGCUUGAUUUAUUCUUCAUUGGUUGCCUCAGGAAUAAAUUGCAUUUGAAUGA